UUAGGUGGGGGAGAUCUUACCAGGUAACCAGGACACCUACGGAGCCAUGAGCAUCAUGAAGUCCCUUCUCUUUGCUUUACCACUGCUGGUGCUCCUCCUGACGCCAGCUGUGGACAUGGCGACGGUGUCAUCCACAGCUUGCUGCCCCGACAACUUCACAACGCUGGAAGGACGGUGCAUUUUCAUCGCUACCGAUUACUUCUUUGCCCCGAGCAUGGUACCUGGUAAGAACUGGACCAGGGCACGUGAACUCUGCACUUCGAUGUUCGGAGAGGGUGACCUCUGGAAAGCCGACCUGCCCAUCAUUGACGUUCCAUUUCUGGCGGCGUUUUCUUCUCACAUUGUUCAAAACUUGCCAGGGAUGAAAGGAUAUAUUUACUGGGUCGGUUCAGAGAAGGUUAAUGGCCAGUGGAAGUGGAUUGACGGGACGCCCAUCAGCAACACGUCUUACCUGUGGCACAUCUCUCAUCCAGCAUCCGCCUUAUCUGACGUUCCCUCGGGGGCAUUCAAUCGCUUCUACAUGUAUGAGUACGAGUCGCCCUCGUGGGGGCCGUCUUACCUCUGCGAGGCCAAGAGGAGGUAAACAGCAGAGAGGAGUCUAUUCUAAUUCAACUACAAGCUAUGAUAGAUUCCUCACUACUGUUUGUUUUAAACUAAUUCAGCUCCAUCUAUCUAUCAUAGAUUGUAGUUGAAUAAUUUUAAACAAACAGUAGAGAAGAGUCUAUCAUAGUUUGGAGUUGCAUUAGUUUUAAACAAACAGUGGAGAGGAGUCUAUCAUAGAUUGUAUUUGAAUUAGUUUUAAACAAACAGUGGAGAAGUCUAUCAUAGUUUGGAGUUGAAUUAGUUUUAAACAAACAGUAGAGAAGAGUCUAUCAUAGUUUGGAGUUGAAUUAGUUUUAAACAAACAGUGGAGAGGAGUCUAUCAUAGUUUGGAGUUGAAUUUGUUUAAAGACAGAUACUUUUUGAUGUGGAUAACUGUUGGUGGUAUUUAAAUCAAAUAAAUCAAAUAAAUCAAAUAUCCAUUGCUUUUUUUCUUAUCACUCUGUAAGACAAAUUUUGAUUUGAUGAUUCUUUAUGGAGUGUUUUUUUUGUAAAACAAAUUAUUAACAAAUUGUUACAAAUGCAUGAUUUUAUUUAAAACUGCUAAAAACUAAAAACAUUAUUCAGUAUACCAGAUUUUAUCAGUAGUCCAUUAAAAAGACUACAUAUGCUGACGAACAUAAUGUGUAUUUGCAUAAAAGAAACAUACAGCAUUCUGAAAAACUAACCUGAAGAUAUUGUAUGAAUGAAAUAAAUUCUGUCCAAAUGCUGAA
Macrobrachium nipponense is the source of this 1313-nucleotide messenger RNA. Its product is annotated as C-type lectin domain family 4 member C-like. NCBI's taxonomy places the organism in Eukaryota, Metazoa, Arthropoda, Malacostraca, Decapoda, Palaemonidae. Bases 47 to 583 code for a protein of 178 amino acids. The record is from RefSeq and is a predicted model, not a curated record. The transcript is spliced from 5 exons.